UUGAUAAAGUCACAUGACCGAAAGUAAAAUUUGUAGUAAGUAUAUAUAUUCGUUAUCACAGACUGUCUUUAGAAAGUUUCCACAAGUGGAGCCGCUGGCGUCGAGUGGGAGCAACAGGAUGUGGCCUCUCGUCUUUCUGCUCUGCUUCAUUCAAGGUUUUGGUGUUCAAGGGGUCAGAUGGGUGAUUUUAAUUGUUACAUCGGACAUACCAGACGCGGGAACAAACUCUGGUAUCUUUAUUACUCUCCAUGGAUCUCGCGGAUCUUCCUCAGAAAUAAAAUUAGGCAAUGCACUCAGCAACUUUGAGCGAAAUCGGAAGGAGGAAUUCUCUGUUACAACGGACGACAUUGGUGAAGUGUGCUCAGUGACAAUCAGGUCUGACGGUUAUCACUCUUCUCCUGACUGGCAUCUCCGAGAGAUUGUGGUUUGGGGAAGAACAAAUCACAUUUUUAAGUGCGACUGCUGGAUAUCAAAGGAAACUCAAUUACAGCGGGAAAUCCAAUCUGAAACCCAGUGCUCCAGGCAGAAGAAAUAAGUAUAUCCUAUUUACUUAUCCGAAUAUAUCAGA
Messenger RNA from Pomacea canaliculata, 568 nucleotides. Its product is annotated as lipoxygenase homology domain-containing protein 1-like. Gene Ontology annotation, molecular function: protein binding. The transcript has 3 exons. Lineage: Eukaryota; Metazoa; Mollusca; Gastropoda; Architaenioglossa; Ampullariidae. The coding region runs from base 14 to 535 and encodes 173 amino acids. The record is from RefSeq and is a predicted model, not a curated record.